AUGUCGUCCGAAGCCUUAGUACCCUCCACUACUGAGGUAAAAUCAAUACGCAAGAACGGGAAAAACUGGCAUAACAACAAAAAGCCUUUCCGACCUAACGCAGGUUUGACAUCGUACGCGAAGAGGGUGGAGGCACGUAAACAACAGGAAGCCAUCAAGGAACACGAGAAGGAAUUAAAGGAAGAAAAGGAGGCAGAGAGACAGGCGCACAUUCAGAGAAUCAAGGACCGCAGAGCCGCGAAGGAAGAGAAGGAGCGGUAUGAAAAGAUGGCCGAGAAGAUGCAUCGAAAACGAGUUGAAAGAUUAAAGAGAAGGGAGAAACGAAACAAAGUCCUUAGCUCUUGA
Molecule: messenger RNA, 345 nt
Organism: Aspergillus puulaauensis
Lineage: Eukaryota; Fungi; Ascomycota; Eurotiomycetes; Eurotiales; Aspergillaceae
Product: CGR1 family protein
Exons: 3
Coding region: 1-345 (114 amino acids)
Source: RefSeq, a predicted model, not a curated record